Messenger RNA from Phaeoacremonium minimum UCRPA7, 2697 nucleotides. Its product is annotated as putative sodium p-type atpase protein. Gene Ontology annotation, cellular component: plasma membrane. Gene Ontology annotation, molecular function: ATP hydrolysis activity; P-type calcium transporter activity; ATP binding. NCBI's taxonomy places the organism in Eukaryota, Fungi, Ascomycota, Sordariomycetes, Togniniales, Togniniaceae. The transcript is spliced from 4 exons. Gene Ontology annotation, biological process: intracellular calcium ion homeostasis; calcium ion transmembrane transport. Bases 1 to 2697 code for a protein of 898 amino acids. The record is from RefSeq and is a predicted model, not a curated record.
AUGGGCGACACAAUACCUGCCGAUGUUAGGUUGAUCGAGGUUAAAAACUUUGAAACGGAUGAAGCCCUCCUUACUGGAGAGUCCCUCCCUGUUCGUAAAGUCACUGAUGCCGUGUUUCCGGACGAUACAGGUCCAGGAGACCGCCUCAACAUCGCCUAUAGCAGCUCAACUGUGACCAAGGGACGUGCCAAAGGCGUUGUGUUCGCAACUGGAGCAUUCACCGAGAUUGGUGCCAUCGCAGUCGCACUUCAUGCCAAGGAGUCCAAAGUACGUCCCGUCAAACGAAAACCAGAUGGGCACGCUGGUCCCCACCGCUACCUCGAGGCAUACACGCUCACCCUCUCCGAUGCAAUUGGUCGUUUCUUAGGUGUGAACGUGGGUACGCCGCUUCAGCGCAAGUUGAGCAAACUGGCUAUACUGUUGUUUGGUAUUGCGAUUGUGUGUGCCAUUGUUGUUCUCGGAUCAAACAAAUUUGACUCCAGACAAGAAGUUGUUAUCUACGCAGUCGCUACCGGCCUAUCCAUGAUACCAGCCUCGUUGGUGGUCGUUCUCACCAUCACGAUGGCGGCUGGAACGAAGCGCAUGGUGCAACGAAAUGUGAUUGUGAGAAACUUGAAGUCACUCGAAGCUCUCGGGGCAGUGACCGAUAUCUGCAGCGAUAAAACCGGCACUUUGACUCAAGUCGGCAAUGCCACCAGAGCGACCGAUCCAACAAAUGGCGAACUUCGAUUUGACAGCCGCAUGCCCAAGAACAUUAACUUCAAUCAAAGCAAAGAAGGCUCAGAGACACAGGACACUCCUGUGGGUGCUACAGAGUUACUUAGUGGAAGCAACUACCUUCUGCAAAACUUCCUCAACGUGGCAGCCCUAGCAAAUUUAGCCACCGUUCAUGAGAAGGAUGGUCAGUGGUUUGCAAGGGGUGAUCCGACGGAAAUUGCGAUACAAGUCUUCUCAACGCGUUUUUCGUGGAACCGUCUUGACUUAACCCAAGGCGAUAGUUCCCAAUGGAUUGACGUUGCUGAGCUGCCUUUUGACAGCGACGUGAAGCGCAUGAGCGUCAUCAUGAAGAACAAGAGCACAGAGGAUCAUUUCGUCUUCACUAAAGGGGCCGUCGAGCGCGUCAUUCAAGACUGCAAAUAUUAUUGCCUACAGGAUGAAGAGAAUCUGGAAGUUGCCAUGACAGAGGACUUUCGCCGAGAGAUCCUGAACAAUAUGGAAGCGUUUGCAGCUCUCGGUUUACGAGUUCUCUGUCUGGCAAGCCGGAAGUAUAAUGAUGAGCUUCCGCGCGAUCAGGAAAUUGACCGGAGAUUGAUUGAAGUAGAUCUUACCUUUCGCGGGCUCAUUGGCUUAUAUGACCCUCCCCGGCCAGAAUCAGCUGCAGCCGUUCGACAGUGUCACGAUGCCGGUAUUUCGGUUCACAUGCUCACAGGUGACCAUCCGGAAACCGCAAAGGCUAUCGCCAUCGAAGUUGGAAUUCUGCCUCCUCAUAUUGAACGUGUCAGUCGAGAAAUUGCCGAUAUCAUGGUCAUGACUGCGUCACAGUUCGAUUCCCUAGAUGAUGAUCAGGUGGACGCAUUGCCCGUCUUACCGCUUGUGAUUGCCCGAUGUGCUCCAAGCACCAAAGUUCGGAUGAUUGAGGCUUUGCACCGAAGGAACAAGUUUUGUGCCAUGACUGGCGAUGGUGUGAACGAUUCGCCUUCCUUGCGCAGAGCUGACGUAGGAAUAGCCAUGGGACAGUCAGGCUCUGACGUUGCUAAGGAUGCUUCAGAUAUUGUGCUCACAGAUGACAAUUUUGCAUCUAUUGUUGCAGCAAUCGAAGAAGGCCGCCGCAUUUUCGAUAACAUCCAAAAGUUUGUUCUUCACGUUCUUGCUGAGAAUAUCGCCCAAGCAGGAACUCUCCUUGUCGGACUUGCUUUCAAAGAUGAUAGAGGUCUAUCUGUGUUCCCACUAGCACCGGUUGAAAUAGUUUGGAUUAUCAUGAUCACUUCUGGUAUGCCGGAUAUGGGUCUUGGGUUCGAACGUGCGGUUCCGGAUAUCAUGUCGCGACCACCACAAAGCCUCAAGACCGGCAUCUUCACAAUGGAGUUCCUAGUUGAUAUGGUCGUCUAUGGCUUGUGGAUUACAGCUCUGUGUCUCGCGAGUUUCUCACUAGUUGUGUUCGGUUUCGGAAAUGGCGAUCUUGGAAACAGCUGCAACGAGGCAUACUCCGAGUCUUGUGACGUUGUCUUUCGCGCUCGAGCCACAACUUUCGCGUGUCUCACCUGGUUCGCCUUGUUCCUGGCUUGGGAAAUGAUUGAUAUGCGACGAUCUUUCUUCCGCAUGCAGCCCGGCUCCAAGAAGUAUCUCACUCAAUGGAUGUUUGAUGUUUGGCGGAACAAAUUUCUAUUCUGGGCUGUCAUUAUCGGCUUCAUCACUUUGUUCCCUGCACUGUAUAUUCCAGUGGUCAAUGUCAAAGUUUUCAAGCACGUUGGCAUUAGCUGGGAGUGGGCAAUUGUCUUCAUUGCGGCGACCUUGUUCUUCUUGGGAGUUGAAACAUGGAAGUUCGGCAAGAGAGUUUUCUUCAGGCAUCGAUCGAAGAAGCAACUCGGCCAUGUUUGGAAGGACAUGGAUAUUGAGCAACGAGCAUUUGCGGACUAUCUAUCUGGUAAAGAGGAUCUUCAGAAUAACUCUGUAGCAGAGUUCCAGAAACAAGAUUGA